UAUUACACAUUUAACAUACUUGAAUCGACUUGCAAUGUUAGCUUUCGUGUUUCUAAUUUUUCUAUUGAUAUUAACUUACAUGGUCAGGUCGGUCAUCAAGCCGAAGAAAUACCCACCCGGUCCUGGAUGGUAUCCCUUUUUUGGCUGCAACGGUAUCAUAAGCAACCGGAUGAGCAAACAUGGUUCUCAAUGGAAAGUCCUCUCAGAAAUGGCAAAAGAAUACUCGACAAAAGUCCUCGGCUUGAAACUUGGUAGCGAACUGGUUGUAGUAGUGUACGGAGAGAAGAACAUAAGAGUUGUUACUACGGAGAAAGAAUUUGACGCUAGACCGGAUAGUUUCUUCUUGAGACUGAGGAAUUUUGGGAAGCGGACAGGUAUAACAUUUGUCGAUGGACCUUUAUGGCGGGAACAUAGAACUUUUACGUUGAAAAGUCUUAAGAGCAAUGGUUUCGGGAGACCACAAAUAGAAGAUGAUAAUAUUCACGAGCAACUGAAUGUUUUAUUGAACAUUUUGGAGAGAAGCCAAGGCAAUUCCAUAAGCGUCAAAACCUCUAUCGCAAUGUCCGUGUUGAACGUAUUAUGGAAAUAUGUGGCAGGUGAACACAUAGAAGAGGACAAGAUAAAGCAACUACUUCAUUCCAUUAGUUUGAGGAGCAAAGUUUUCACCAUGGCUGGCGGGUACUUGAACCAAUGGCCAUGGCUAAGGUUCAUCUUACCCAACUGGACAGGGUACUCCAUCAUCAUGAAGCUGAACACACAGAUAGCAGAUAUUAUUCAGGAUUCUAUAAUAAGACACAAGAACAAAACUGUUGCAGGAAAUGAUUUAAUUCACUCAUUUUUAGAAGAAAUGUAUGAAAAUAAACAACUAUACACAGAGGAUCAACUAACAGGCAUAUGUCUGGAUAUUAUAAUCGCGGGUUCCAAUACCAUAAACAGUGCUCUGAACUUCGCGAUCGUCAUGCUCUUACGUCAUCCGGAUGUGCAGCAGAAAGUGUAUAAGGAGAUCCAAAAUGUCUUAGGGGAUAAAUUACCCACCUGGGCUGACAGUACAAGAUUACCUUACACAUCUGCUUUCAUCAGUGAAGUGCACAGAUGUUGCACAGUUGCUCCAUUUGCUGGCGGAAGAAGAGCCUUAACCGACUACGAAUUAGAUGGCUAUGUUAUACCAAAGGGAACAACUGUGCUCGUGUCUUUGGGCGACUUGCAUAUAGACCCGGAUGUUUGGCUGCAGCCUGAUAAGUUCAUGCCAGAACGAUUUAUUGAUGAAAAUGGAAAAUUGAAGACUGUUACCAAUGUGUAUCCAUUUAGUAUGGGUCGCAGACGAUGUCUGGGCGAGUCGUUUGCAAAGUCCUUCAUAUUCAUUGUGCUUGUGGGGAUCCUUCAGAAGUACAAGAUAGUAUGCAAUGGGCCCCCACCAUCUGCGGAACCAAUGAUAGGCUUACUAGCAGAACCUAAACAUUUUACAGCCCAGUUCCUGAAGAGACUAUAAAGCAUGUAUAACAGUGGUAUACGGCUCUGGUGGCUCUGGUAAGGCUGCGUUUCCAUCAGAGAUGUUCUACGUUGCUAAGCUACCGAAGUGUGUCAAACCUACAAAUACAAUCACUUUAUUUUCACAGCUUUUAAUACAUGUGGAAAGGGGUACAAAGAAGCUAAGUUUUUUUUACUGUAAGUUUUGACAAUUACGUAAUCCCUUACAAAUGACAGAGCCACACAAACAGUAUCACAAUAGAAACUUUGUUUUCGAAUGUUUCUUGAAAACAUUUUCGUAUUGAAUUUGGAACGUUUUUGAAAACAUAUUAGUGAUUGGUUGGUCACUCAAAAUGGUUAACGCCGACUGAGAUCUUUGGCUCUGUUAUUUGUAUGGGUUAAAGUAUCAGAGAGAGCCCUUUAUUAACUUCUUUCCGUGGAUAGAUGUGUAAGUGGUGUAGCUGUGGGAAGUAUGGAGCACAGCUAUUUUUAUUUUUAUUUUUAUUUUAUUUAUUAAGGAACGCUAACAAUAUACAUAUUUAACAUUUUAUAUAUACUUACUUACAAACUAUUACAUGACCGAUAUGUAUAUCAAUAACUAGCGUCCACAACAUUUUUGUAGAGCGCCAGUAAACUUUAAUUAUUACAAAAGACUUAACAGAUAUAAUAGAUACAUACAAGUACUUAAAUAAUAGGUAUAUGAAACAUAAGCUAUUGACGCGUACUUUAGCUCGCGUCAUGCAUCUUUUGCACUGGCCUGUGGUCUUAUAAGCGGGACGUCUCUCACUCUGAUUGCCAUCUCGACCUGUCGUUUUAUUAUACCUAUGAAAUUUAAGAAGGCAUUGCAUUGCACGGCUGGCACUAACUAGUAUUUUAUAAUUAAGUAAUUAUUCAUAACCCGAUGUCCUGUGAUUGUUUCGUGUUAUCUUUUAUUUUGUAAAUGGUGUA
This is a messenger RNA of Maniola jurtina (meadow brown), 2415 nucleotides long. Its product is annotated as probable cytochrome P450 305a1. NCBI's taxonomy places the organism in Eukaryota, Metazoa, Arthropoda, Insecta, Lepidoptera, Nymphalidae. The transcript has 8 exons. The record is from RefSeq and is a predicted model, not a curated record. Gene Ontology annotation, molecular function: oxidoreductase activity, acting on paired donors, with incorporation or reduction of molecular oxygen; iron ion binding; heme binding. Bases 35 to 1489 code for a protein of 484 amino acids.